AUGGUCAUUGUUGGUGAUUUCGAUGGACGCAUCUUGAUGUCACUGAUUGAAUCAAUCCCCAUCCCAAUUGUAACAAUUGACAGUCACUCUGAGUUCAUCUUUGGCGAUGCGAGUGAUGGGCUAUAUGUUUUUCAACCCGAUAUUAUAAUAAUGGCGAUGGAAGAUUCACCAAAGCAGCUGGGCAACGAUCUCCAACUGCUGCAGGAGAUGAAUCAAUGGAAUCACAUGGCUGCGCAUUUCAUUUUGGAAAUUUCAGCGAGAUUCUGUAAAGAUGCUUUGGAGAGUUUACUGAUAACUUGGAGAAUGCAUAUUCCACAGUCGUCCUACGUUUGUUUGAAUGCAGAGCAGGCAAUUGUGCUGUAUACACUCAAUCCAAUAACGAAUUAUGCACCCAAGCCCUGGCAAGCUAUCACCAGCGCAGAUAGAUUCAAUUCCAGUGACCGUUGGACACUCUACAGUCAAUUACUCAAUCCAAACGACAUCGCUUGUGACAGCCUGACCUUCGACCGAAUGAAGCACUUGAACGGCUACGAAAUAAAGGCCUUAACAGCACCGAAAAAUAACGUAUCAUUCAUUCCUGGUAAGAAUUACAAACAGGCAGGCUAUAAAAUGCUGGAGUUUUUCGGUAAAACUGUCUUCGACACCAUAAUAACACGAUUAAAUGCAACUCUGGUGCUCCAAAUUGAUGACAUCCAUAUUAUACCUCAAUAUCUUGCCAAUCAAAGUAUGGACAUUGACAUUCGAUUUACAUUGUCCUUCUCCAAGACCAAUGCAAGCUAUCUCUAUCCAUACUUUCAGCCUGAAGUGAUUGCUAUCACAAGAAUUAAAGAUUAUCUGUCAACGUUUGAGAAAAUUGCACAGUUGUGGAGCAGAUCUGUUCUAGUCUUGUCGUUUCUCACGAUUUUAAUAACAUUUGGAGUGAUGGCAGUGUAUAAGCGGCAGGGAUUUUCAUUGGCAUUAUUGGAGAUCAUCCGACUUUUGUCAUAUGCUUCCAUUCAGAAUAACUUUCAGUCGACAGCUAUGAGAAUUUUCUUCAGCAAAAUUCUUAUAUUCAUCGUCAUCACCAACGGAGUUUUCCAGGGACGAUUGGCGGCUUUUUUGACGAAACCCGAGGAGGGGUACAGUCCCGAAAAUUCUGAAGAUUUGAAGAAUUUAAAUUAUACUUUAUAUGGCAUUCAACAGAAUGUAAAAUAUCUACGUACAAUGUUUCCGGACAAUCGUGUGGUGCUUGUUACCCAGAAAGAUUGCGUUGAGAUGGCACUUGCGUCACUUUCUGCAGCUUGCGUUGGGACGAAAGCAAAGUAUUUGAACAAGUAUUGGAUGAAACCAAUUCAUACCACGAGAGAGCCGUUGUUUGUAGAUUAUUGGAAUCACCAGUGCCGUAAAGAUUGGCCUCUGAAGCAUCGGGUUGAAGCGGUCCUGACACAGAUAAUGGAGUCCGGAUUAUUGGCCCGCUGGGCAUUCCAUAGUAUAUCAACCGUACUGGAUAAAAAACGUGCUGAGGACGUGGAACGUGCUGCUACCAAGUAUCGUCCUGUUGAGCUGAAAGCAUUGGAUUUUUCAUUUGCAUUAUUGGCUUUUGGAUUAGUAUUAGCAACCAUCGUAUUGAUCAUUGAAUUCUUGAUGAAGAGAGAAUCAAAUACUAAAAUACGAGAAGAAAUUAAAUUUAGGAAUUUUUUUAUAGCACGUAGAACUACCAUUUAA
Messenger RNA from Diachasma alloeum, 1704 nucleotides. RefSeq lists its product as uncharacterized. Bases 1 to 1704 code for a protein of 567 amino acids. The transcript is spliced from 2 exons. The record is from RefSeq and is a predicted model, not a curated record. NCBI's taxonomy places the organism in Eukaryota, Metazoa, Arthropoda, Insecta, Hymenoptera, Braconidae.